AAUUUCGAAACUAAUGCGAAUUCUAAUUCCUUGCCGAGCACUGAAAUGGGCCCGAAAAUACCAUUUCGAUCCGCGGCGUACUUUUCGCGCAAUCCGAUGAAAAGGAAACCGGAAUCCUUGCGCCCUCGCUCUCUAAAAGUGGGAGCAAACGUCACCCGGAUAAAGCCAAUCAGCGCGCGCCCUGGGUAAAUGCGAGCCGCGCGCCUGUUUGGCGAUCGCGAAGCGAAGGCGAAGGUAGCAAACAUGGAGUCUGAAAACGAGAGUGAUGUUUCUCUGUCUGGGGGAGAUUCUGACGAACAUGUAAGCGGUAGCGGCGACGAGUUAAUGCUGGAUGAUGACCUAUACUCUACGGACCCAAUGCCUCUGGAACCCGCCGACCAUGCACGAGAUGUGGCUGCGGCUAACCCGCGGGAUGACAUUUUCAGGUGUCUGUGUGGAGUCUGCGACCCACAGGAGCCCGACGAGCGCCUGUGUUGCCAUUCUGUUGCCAGGGUGGUAGAAAUGUGCAACAGUGCCGCCGUGCAGUGCAUAACACAACACCCAUUACUCAGGGACAUCUGCCUCCGUAGGGAGCUUCUAGUGGUGUACGCGCCUCAAUUCUGCCGCUAUGAUCAACAUUUUAGGCGACUCAAUCCCCAGGACCACAGCUGCCUGAGGUUCACGGCAUACUCGUCAUUCACGAGAUGGGUCUGGGGAUACCUUCGUCCAAGGAACAGACGACAGGUUCCUGGAUGCGUUGUCCGAGCCAUCAGGAGGGAGUUCCCAUUUACGUCCUAUCAAGGCUAUCAGCGUUAGGACAGUCGAAGCAAGGGUGUCUUGACAAGAGAGACAAGCUGGUGCAUACUGAUGGCUGGAACUGGAGAC
Messenger RNA from Ornithodoros turicata, 864 nucleotides. RefSeq lists its product as uncharacterized. The transcript has 3 exons. The record is from RefSeq and is a predicted model, not a curated record. The coding region runs from base 190 to 795 and encodes 201 amino acids. Lineage: Eukaryota; Metazoa; Arthropoda; Arachnida; Ixodida; Argasidae.